Linum tenue is the source of this 2308-nucleotide messenger RNA. The record is from the annotation of a GenBank genome assembly. NCBI's taxonomy places the organism in Eukaryota, Viridiplantae, Streptophyta, Magnoliopsida, Malpighiales, Linaceae.
GUCGAAAUGAUAUGGGAAAUGAAGAGAGGGGAUGAAUGCAUACUCUAUCAAAUAGGCAACAUCAACAGUGGCACCCAAAAAGGUGAAGUAUAAGUGGGUGGGGGAGGGCAGAACAGCAACAACUACAAGAAGAGAGAAACAGCUGCCCUGCCCACCCUCCAAAGUUGAAGCCAUGCAAAUUAUAUAUGGGGAUAUGAUUGUGUUUAUUCCCCUGCUUCUCCUUUGUCGCCACAUGCACUGCACUUUUCUUAACAUUUGAUGUAUGUUACACUGAUCUGAAACAAAUGGCUGUAUAGUUGACUUUUGAGGAUACAGCAGCAACAUUUCUUGGCCUAAAGUGGCUCUUAGAGAGGGAAAAAACAGUAGUUAUAAUGCCAUUUCAUCAUCAUCACCAUCACCAUCACCAUUACCAUUUCCAUUCUCUGUAGCUAUAUGCAGUGAGUGGGUGCACUCAGUAAAAACCCAGUUUUCUGCCCCCUCAACCCUUCUGAAAUUUGUCUGUGGUGAAUUGGUGAUCAAAGCCCUUCCUUAUUCCCUUGUCCACUACCAAAGGUUCAUAUAUAAAUAGGAUAUGGCUUCUCCCCCAAUCUCCCUCUCUUCUUCCCAUCCAUUGUAAGCCCUCCAAUAGUAUCUUUACUGGCAUAAAAUAUUACCAAGUUGGAGGAAGUUAAAGACCCACAUAGAGCUUCAAGCCAUUUAGGUAGGUAGCUAGCUAGCUAUCCCCAUCAAUGGCUAUAGCAACUAGUACCACAAGAAUGCUCGCCACCUGUCUGCUGCUCUACCUCUGCCUCUUCACUGGUCUCAGCAGCUGCUCAUCUUCAACUUCAGCAGCAGGAAUGGCUGAGGGCUCCAAACAAGGCAUCGUGGUGAAUCCAAAUGAUCUCCCACUCUAUUACAAGGAUGGAUACCAAGAACUGAAGAACAAGGUGAAGGUGAUGAUGAAGACAAGGAAGCUGCUUAUGAUGGAUGUGGCAGAUUAUGAUGAAACUGGCGCAAACCCUAGACACGAUCCUCGCAAGGGCAGAGGCAGGAACCCUUAAUUACAAACCAGAAUCAUCAUCACCACCCUUAUUAGUAAACUAUUAAUACAUAUAUUUAGCAUCGUUUAAUCACUAUUAGUUAUGAUCAUCAUCAUUGAUUAGUUAGCGCUCGCCGUUUCAGAUAGGCCCAGCUGCUUCAUUGACUACCGCUGGUUACUGUUGAUUACUUUUGUACUAUGAGAUUAAGAAUAAGAGAAGCAGCUAAUCACUUUAUAAGAUAUAUUUACAUUAAUUAAGAUGUAUCUCUACAUGAUGUAAUAAUAUAAAAGUAUUUUUUUUUUUCCAAGAAAUGUCAAGAGAGAAAAAACUAUACAAUCUACCCCAAAACCCUCCCCAACCAAUACAACAGUGAAGCCACCCUACAAAGACCAAGGAACCGAUCUCAAGAGGAGAAAGUAACAGGGCUUUCAGCGCCACUCUAUGGGCAGCCCCGUUAGCAGUUCUAGAAACUGCCCUAAACUCUAAGGAAAUAGAAACUGAGGACAAGAGCUGGAAGCGAUCACGAAGCACCGGACCUCCUAGGGAAUCUGAAGAAAUGCCCUGGCGAAGCUUACGAAUCACCACUUCUGAAUCACCUUCGACGAUGACACGAGGAAGGGACUUGGAGACCAAGAGGGAGAUAUCGUCUCGAGCUGCAAGAAGUUCUGCGAGGUAGGGGUCAACAAUGCCUGGGUGCUGGAACCCUACUGCCAACGCCACAUGCCCGUCUGUUCCAUGAACCACUAGUCCAGACUAGCAACCGGAAGCACGAACCGCAGCAUCAAUGAAGGUCUUCAGAUAGCCAACAGGAGGAGGGGUCCAGGAGGAGAGGCGGGAGCUUAAGGACUGAAGGGGAGGGACGGGUACCGGAGGGAGAGAGGAAGAGACUUCGUGGACUUGGAAAAAGCAUUGACGAGCUAGAGACUGGGCAUGAGGCUGAUAAUGCUCAAAACCACCUUAUUUCGAGACUUCCAGAUUCUCCACAAUACGCAAACGUAUAGGAGAACGUGGGUUUGGGGGUGCUCAGAAAGCAUAACAUGUCGCCACCAGAGACUGAAAUUCACAGUCGGGGCCGAGGAAAUGAAGUCAUUUAGGCCCAUAAGUGACCACAACAUGGUGGCCAAAGGGCAUCUGAAGAACAAGUGUUCAAUACUUUCCGAACUUCUCCAACAAACAUGGCAACGGCUUCGACAAUUAACCCCUCUAGAAUUAAGGGCUACAACUGUUAAAUACCACUUUCAGGCACUCCCAAAUGAAGAACUUCAGUUUAGGAGGAACUAGAAUACCCC